Molecule: messenger RNA, 989 nt
Organism: Pyrenophora tritici-repentis Pt-1C-BFP
Lineage: Eukaryota; Fungi; Ascomycota; Dothideomycetes; Pleosporales; Pleosporaceae
Biological process (GO): CUT catabolic process; TRAMP-dependent tRNA surveillance pathway; poly(A)-dependent snoRNA 3'-end processing
Cellular component (GO): cytoplasmic exosome (RNase complex); nuclear exosome (RNase complex)
Molecular function (GO): RNA binding
Source: RefSeq, a predicted model, not a curated record
GUACAGCGACAUGACCUUUUCUUCUUUGCGCAUCAUGGCUGCCACAAUCGUUCUGCCCGGCGACGAUAUCUCGAAGAGCGCAUUGCCCACGGGAACAGGAAAGAAGAAGACUUUGACUUUGGGCCCCGGUCUGCGACACACGCCUCCCGACACGGUCACGGCUACGAUCGCAGGCGCGCUGGUGACGGACAACAAGAAGAAUGCGGCUUCAGUAGAGUCCAAUACAGGAAGGUAUCGUCCUUUUACAGGCGACCUUGUAAUAGCGACCGUCAAUGGCUCUGCCGCCGAGAACUUCAACUGCCUUCUCACCCCGAACACGCCGGCGGUGACGCUCCCUCACUUGGCAUUUGAAGGUGCGACCAAGAAAACACGCCCCCAGCUUCCGCCAAACUCACUGGUCUACUGUCGUAUUGCCAGCGCGGGCAAGGAUCUACCCUCAGAACUCACCUGCGUCGAUCCUGCAACCGGGAAGGGAGAAGGGCUGGGUCUUCUCAAGGGCGGAAUGGUUUUCAACGUCAGCUUAGGCAUGGCGAGAAGGAUGCUUGCGGCGAGAGGUGGUAUAACCUUAUUGCAGACCAUGGGUGCAAAGCUUGGGUUUGAGGUCACUGUCGGCCGGAACGGACUGGUGCACGUCGAUGGAGGAAACGUGAAGACCACACUGGCAAUUGGUCAGGCAAUACAAGAGGUCGAUCGUGCUGCCCUGGGAGACGAGGCGCAGAAGAAGCUUGCCGCGGCCACUCUGAAGCAUUGUUGACAGGGCGAACAUCGCUCUCGUAUCGAGCCUUGAGAGGAUAUUACGACUCGGGAUUCGUAUUACAAGAACUGAGGAUUCCAGUACUACCACUCUGACGGGCAAUGCCAGAAUUGUUUGCCCUGCCAGGUCUGAAAACUUGCAUCUUCAGCUAGGGUUCUACGCCCUUGUACAGAGAUGUCGGUACUGUCUCUUGCUAAAUCCAGGGAGCGGAUGAAUCUAAUCUACAUGAACCUAG